This is a messenger RNA of Oryza sativa Japonica Group (Japanese rice), 2105 nucleotides long. Lineage: Eukaryota; Viridiplantae; Streptophyta; Magnoliopsida; Poales; Poaceae. The record is from RefSeq and is a predicted model, not a curated record.
GAGAGGAAGCAUCAGCAGCGCAUGCACUAGCAGCUUAGCUACUGCGCGCGUACCAGAGAGAGAUCAUCAGCUCAAGUAGCUAAGCUAGCUAUAAUCUGCUAGCUAGCUCGAUCAGACACUUAAUUACCUGCUAGGUGGUGGUCGAUCGAAGAAGAAGAAGAUGAGUGAGCUUGCGUCGGCGCCCAAGGUGGCGCUUGGAUCGAUCGCGUUCGCGGUGUUCUGGAUGAUGGCGGUGUUCCCGUCGGUGCCGUUCCUGCCGAUCGGGCGGACGGCGGGGUCGCUGCUGAGCGCGGUGCUGAUGGUGAUAUUCCACGUGAUCAGCCCCGACGACGCGUACGCCUCCAUCGACCUCCCAAUCCUGGGCCUCCUCUUCGCCACCAUGGUGGUGGGCAGCUACCUCCGGAACGCCGGGAUGUUCAAGCACCUGGGGCGUCUGCUGGCGUGGAAGAGCCAGGGCGGGCGCGACCUCAUGUGCCGCGUCUGCGUCGUCACCGCCCUCGCCAGCGCCCUCUUCACCAACGACACCUGCUGCGUCGUCCUCACCGAGUUCGUCCUCGAGCUCGCCGCCGAGCGCAACCUCCCCGCCAAGCCCUUCCUCCUCGCCCUCGCCUCCAGCGCCAACAUCGGCUCCGCCGCCACCCCCAUCGGCAACCCCCAGAACCUGGUCAUCGCCUUCAAUAGCAAGAUCACCUUCCCCAAGUUCCUCAUGGGAAUCCUCCCGGCCAUGCUCGUCGGGAUGGCCGUCAACAUGGUCAUGCUGCUCUGCAUGUACUGGAGGGAGCUGGGCGGAGGGGCCGAGCUCAGCGUCGACGGCAAGCAGAUGGAGGCGGUGGAGGAAGGCAGGUCGCCGGCGUCGGCCAAGAGCACGCCGCAGCUGAACGGCAACGGCAACACGAUGAUGUCGCUGGAGAUGUCGGAGAACAUAACGACCAAGCACCCAUGGUUCAUGCAGUGCACGGAGGCGCGGCGGAAGCUGUUCCUCAAGAGCUUCGCGUACGUGGUGACGGUGGGGAUGGUGGUGGCCUACAUGGUGGGGCUCAACAUGUCGUGGACGGCCAUCACCACGGCGCUGGCGCUGGUGGUGGUCGACUUCCGCGACGCCGAGCCGUGCCUGGACACCGUGUCCUACUCGCUGCUCGUCUUCUUCUCCGGGAUGUUCAUCACCGUCAGCGGCUUCAACAAGACGGGCCUCCCGGGAGCCAUCUGGGACUUCAUGGCCCCCUACUCCAAGGUCAACAGCGUCGGCGGCAUCUCCGUCCUCUCCGUCAUCAUCCUCCUCCUCUCCAACCUCGCAUCAAACGUACCAACGGUGCUUCUUAUGGGUGAUGAGGUGGCGAAGGCGGCGGCGCUGAUAUCGCCGGCGGCGGUGACGACGUCGUGGCUGCUGCUGGCGUGGGUGAGCACGGUGGCGGGGAACCUGUCGCUGCUGGGGUCGGCGGCGAACCUGAUAGUGUGCGAGCAGGCGAGGAGGGCGCCCAGGAACGCCUACGACCUCACCUUCUGGCAGCACAUCGUCUUCGGCGUCCCAUCCACCCUCAUCGUCACCGCCGUCGGCAUACCCCUCAUCGGCAAGAUCUGAUCUCAUCUCAUCGACCCAUCCAAAUUAAUUAAUUAUGAGAUCGACAAACAUCCAAGCUUGCUAGGCUCGUCGUCGUCGUCGUCGACCACCGUACCAUAUAUAUGCAUGCAUGCCACGCACGUAUAUAUAUGCUCCUCAACCUCAAGUCAAUUAAUUAAGAGAAUGGAUGAAUGAAUCAAUGUUGUGUAUGAUUUCCUUUUUGUUUUUGUUUUACCCACCGUAUAUGUGCUGUGUGGUGUAUGGCCGGCGAGCUUGAAAUUGAAUUGGCCUUGCUUGCAUGCAUGCAUGGUGAUCAGAUCAGCUCAGCUAGCUAGCUAAAUCUUGCUUAAUUUUAUCAAGUGUCAAUCAUGAUGAGAAGAGAGGGAACUAGAUGGAGCUAGCUAGCUAGCAACACAUGCAGUGUGUGCUAAGCAGUGCACUCUGCAUGCUUAAAUUUGCUUGCUUAAUUCAACAUCGUAUUACAUGUAUGUUGAUAUGUGCAUGUUCCUCAAAAUACAUGGAAAAAAAAUGUUUCUACACAUCUCAA